UUGUCAAAGUUGUGAAAAUAAAAACAAACAAGGAAGUGUUUUCUUGGUGUUUUUCGUGGAAAUUUCGUUAGAAAAUGCCCGAUGAUGAGUAUUCUCACGUGUCCAGGGGGAAACUGAAACUCAAGACGGACGGGGAGAUAAAAAAGAAGAAGAAAAAGAAGAAGGACAAGGAGAAAUUGAAGGAAAAACUGCAGACUGCAGCCAUUGAGGAUGUUACUGCGGCAGGAAAUCCUUCCGGAACCACCCAGAGAGUACUGACCAAGGCUGAGCUGUCCUUCAAGCAGAUGCAGGAGAAGACGCAAAACAAGAGGAUUCUGGAAAAAGCCUCUAUGACUCACAAGGAGCGAGUGGAAAAGUUCAAUCAGCACCUGGAUUCCCUCACGGAGCACUUCGACAUCCCCAAAGUCUCAUGGACAAAGUAGUCCACCUACAAAUCUAUUUAUUUUAUUCUCUCUGUAUUCAUCUGUGUAUAAAUUACAAAUAUUUUAUCCUUGGAACCA
Molecule: messenger RNA, 500 nt
Organism: Phlebotomus papatasi
Lineage: Eukaryota; Metazoa; Arthropoda; Insecta; Diptera; Psychodidae
Product: protein FAM32A-like
Exons: 2
Coding region: 75-422 (115 amino acids)
Cellular component (GO): nucleolus
Source: RefSeq, a predicted model, not a curated record